This is a messenger RNA of Priceomyces carsonii, 2100 nucleotides long. RefSeq names its product Tbf1p (gene TBF1). The transcript has a single exon. NCBI's taxonomy places the organism in Eukaryota, Fungi, Ascomycota, Pichiomycetes, Serinales, Debaryomycetaceae. Bases 1 to 2100 code for a protein of 699 amino acids. The record is from RefSeq and is a predicted model, not a curated record. Gene Ontology annotation, biological process: telomere maintenance via telomere lengthening. Gene Ontology annotation, molecular function: protein homodimerization activity; double-stranded telomeric DNA binding.
AUGGCUCCUUCUGAUAAGGAAGACUUGAAUGAAAGUAAGACCAGGCUGUCUUCCGGAGAGGAAGGGAAGCGUGGCGAUGAUGAUGUUGAUUUGAAUAUAUAUGAGAUUGAUAAAAUGCUUUCUGAGUCAAUCAACGACAACCACGGAAAUAGAGAAGAACAAGAGAAUAUUCAACAAAAACGUCAAGUAGAAUCAGAAGCAGAGGAUACUUUGAAGCGCCAUAAGAGGGCGGAGAGCGAAAAUGAAAGCGAAGAUACAGCAAUUCAUGAAAGUUCUAAAGUUAAUAACAAAGUAGGCCCUAUCGAUGGGAAGCAAGACGAAAACGAUGUAAGUACUAGCUCACCUAAUAGGCUUCGAAAUCUAGAGCUAGAGUUCGAAAGAGCCAUUGAAGGACAACAGGAAGAAAUAGGCACAGAACAUCAAAAACAGAAUGAUGAAAGAACCAUCUUGGAAGACAAAAGUUCUGGAAAUUCGGAUGAGAAAGUCGAGAAGUCACCCCAAACUGUUUAUCACGGUGGUGUAGCGGUACCAGCAAACUCAGAGCUAUUGAAUACAAAUACUGCGUUUGAAGCUUACAGUGCAUUAUCCAGUCAGUUUCCGCCUUUAGCCGUCCUUGCGAAUGCGCAUUUAGCUGCAUUACCUUUACCUAUAGUAGCUCCAGAUUAUCUUCCUCCAAGGAUACAAUUACUCAUCAACACCUUACCGACACUUGACAAUUUGGCUACGCAGUUGUUGAGAAUUGUUGCGGUGGGACCCUACCAGAAGAUCGUAGAGUUAGCAUCCAAUCCAGAUAGUCCUUCUGGCGCAGCCUACAGGGAUUUAACUUCCUUGUUCGAGUUCACAAAAAAAUUGUAUUCUGAAGAAGAUCCAUUCUUGUCUGUGGAGCACAUAGCACCUGGAAUGUGGAAGGGGGGCGAAAAGACUCCUAGCAUAUUAAGGAAUAGAGAACAAAGUAUCGAAUCAACUUUGAGAAAGGUCAAUUUAGCCACCUUCUUGGCUGCAGCGCUCGGAACAAUAGAAGUUGGCUUUUUUCAUUUAAAUGAAUCGUUUCUUGAUGUUUUUUGUCCGAUCAAUAACUUGGACCCUGAUAAUGCUUUAUCUAAUAUGAAUUCAAAUAACAUGAGCUUGCAAAGCGGAGUAAACACAGCCAUCGGUGAUAGAGUUGGAAAGUUAUUAAAGCCCCAAGCAGAAUUAUACUUGGAGUUGAAAACACAGGCAUAUAUCUCAGCAAUAGAAGCAGGCGAUAGGUCAAAAGAAGAAAUAAUGGAGGAUAUUAUACCAAGUAAUUUAGACGAGAUUCUUUUAGCAAGACGAGGUUCUAAUUUACUUUCACCCACUGAACAAGAUUUCAUUGAGCGUUGUUUAUCAAGAAAGGAAACUCUUUUGAGUUAUUCUGAUGACAAAAACCUCACCGAAGAAUAUGAAUGGUUCUCAUUCUUGAAAGAUUUAUUUGAUUAUAUAUCGAAAAAUAUGGGUUUCGUGAUAUGGGGCAAAAGAGGUAGGAACGUUAGGGAGAGAACCAAAGGUAAUACUAAAGAUUCUAGUGUUCUUGAUAAUGAAGAGAUCAUACGAUCAGCGUCGUCAAUACCGGCUCCCGAACAAAGUGUACUUCGGUUGAGCCCGACUGCUGACUUGAGAUCCCAAGAAAUUAGUGAGAUCACCAGCUCGCUAUUACCAUCAGAAAUCCAGGAACAGCAAUUGCAUCUUAGAAUUAAUCCUGGAUCUAAUCUUAGGAACUUACAAAGAAGACCAUGGACAAGAGACGAAGAAAAAGCCUUGCGUCACGCUUUGGAGUUAAAGGGACCAAUGUGGUCUACUAUAUUAGAACUUUUUGGAAAUGGAGGUAAAAUUUCUGAAGCUCUUAAAAAUAGAACACAAGUACAACUCAAAGAUAAAGCAAGAAACUGGAAAAUGUUCUUUUUAAAGAGUGGCUUGCCAGUUCCUAAUUAUCUUCAAAAGGUAACGGGAGAUCUCGAACGUGAUGAUAGGCUGAAAGCAAAUAAACGAGCCAAUAGGAGCAAAAAAGCUGCUUUAUCAGCAAGUUCGUCUCCAUCGGCAGCCCAAGUUGAAGGCUCAGGAGAAAAUCCUAUGAAGAAGUGA